This is a messenger RNA of Lolium perenne, 1705 nucleotides long. Its product is annotated as E3 ubiquitin-protein ligase PUB23-like. The record is from RefSeq and is a predicted model, not a curated record. Gene Ontology annotation, biological process: protein ubiquitination. NCBI's taxonomy places the organism in Eukaryota, Viridiplantae, Streptophyta, Magnoliopsida, Poales, Poaceae. Gene Ontology annotation, molecular function: ubiquitin protein ligase activity.
CACUUGGUAUUCGCACACACCCACCUUUUAAAUUCGAGCGAGCGAUUCUAUGGGUUAGAAUGACUUCUGCAUUACGCAUGCACAAGUUGCAGGUACAUAACCAGCAUCCCUGUUCCCAGACAAACUGCAUAUUACAUUGUUCUCUGUCCAACCUGAAAACAAAGAAGUUCAGAUAGUUUGGCCCCGAUCGACGAUCACUUGAUCUAGGCGAUGGCCACGGAGUCUCCCCAGCUGUUCCUGUGCCCUAUCUCCAUGGAGCUAAUGGAGGACCCCGUCACGGUGUCCACCGGCGUCACCUACGAGCGCCGCAGCAUCGAGCGGUGGUUCUUCAAGUACGGCAAGACGACGUGCCCUGCCACUAUGCAGCGCCUUGCUUCCUUCGACCUCACGCCCAACCACACCCUCAAGCGCGUCAUCUCCACCUGGCGCGACCGCGCCUCCUCGCCGUCGAGCCCCACCGACGCGCUGGCGCCCAUGGCGCGGGAGAUGCUGCCGUCGGUGCUCGCCGGCAUUGAGGCCACGCCGUUCAAGGUGACCGCCCUGAAGAGCCUGAGAUCCUGCAUGGCCGUAGACGAGGCGGCGCAGGACGACUUCGUUGCCCGCGACGGCAUCCAGGUGCUCGGCCGCGUCAUGGCGCAGGCGCUGGCGGAGAGCAGUGCCGGCGGGGACUUCUCGGCGUUCCGGACGUGCGAGGAGGCAGCCGCUGUUUUAGACACGCUCCCGCUCUCAGAAAAUGCGUCAGUAGACCUGGUGCUCAAACCGGAGUGCAUGAGGCCCAUGGUCGCGCUGGUCCAGCGCGGCAGCGCCGAAGCGAGGUUGCACGCCAUGUCCAUCCUCGACAAGGUCUCCAAGGCCAGUGGCGGCCGCAACUGGGCCGCAGUCGUGGACGUAGACGACAUGGUGAAGUCCCUCCUGGACCUUCUCUCCGACGGGGCCUCCUCGAAGCUCAGCUCGCGCGCGCUCGACGUGCUCCUCGAUGUCACAGCGCGCUCGCCCUCGAGUGGGCGAGCUCGCCGCGGCAAGGACGUGGUGGAGGUGGGAGCCGUGCGCGUGCUCGUGGAGCUUCUCCCGGACGCCGACCGCCACGUCACCGAGAGGACGCUCCUCCUCCUCAAGCGGCUGUGCAAGUGCCCCGAGGGCCGGCUCGCGUUCGCGGAGCACGGGCUCGCCGUGGCGGCCGUGUCGCGGACGAUUCUGCGCGUGUCCGGGCUGGCCACGAGGCAGGCGGUCAACGUGCUGUGGCUGGUGUCGUGCGCAGCGCGACCCUCGGAGAAGGUGCUGGAUGACCUGGUGACGAGCGGUGGCGUGUCGAAACUACUCGCGCUGCUGCAGGUGGAGAGCUCGGCGUCGACCAAGGAGAAGGCGGGGAGGAUGCUGAGGGUGCACGGCGCGUUCUGGAGGCAGUACCCUUGCUUCCCCGCGGACCUCAAGGAUUACCUCAAGUUUCUCAACUGAUCUCGAUUCUCAGCUGAUCUAUGCAUGCUGUACCAUAGCUCGAUUUGCGAGCCUAAAGAGAAAAUGUUAGGAUUGUGUACAUGGUGGGAACAUUGUUUGUUAGGAAAGAUUGAAGCCCGUGUGUUGAGUACGUAUGAGCAUGUUUGUAGUGUACAGAUUAUAAAUUUUCAAAUUGAUGGUGGUUUUUUCAUCCAUCAAGGAUUCCAUCACUCAUCAAUUCGAGUUUGACUGAACAUAUAUGAUUUUGUAA